Scheffersomyces coipomensis is the source of this 1681-nucleotide messenger RNA. It is a transcript of the gene HPC2, whose product is annotated as Hpc2p. NCBI's taxonomy places the organism in Eukaryota, Fungi, Ascomycota, Pichiomycetes, Serinales, Debaryomycetaceae. The transcript has a single exon. Bases 138 to 1640 code for a protein of 500 amino acids. The record is from RefSeq and is a predicted model, not a curated record.
UAUUUUCUCGGUAACUGAUAUGCGCUCAAAAAAUAUAAAUACAAAAAGUGUUCGAGAAAUUGUUUUUACAACAUCAAAUUGAAUCCAUUCAAAUUAAUUCAAAAGUUACUAGUAAUCAUAUAAACCAAUCCAUCACAAUGUCACAUGGUAAGCGGAAUGUCCCAAUUUCGUCAUUACUAGAUUCAACUGCUGAUAAUUCAAAUCCAAAUAUACCUUCAAAUGAAAUUGUAAGAUCGCGAUCUAAUUCCACAGCUUCAAAGACAGGUAAUAAUGGAGCUGUUCCUUUAACAAGCUUAGUCUCUCAAUUUCAAACAUCAAUCAUAGUGGAAAAUACUAAUUCCGAUUCACCCAUAGUCAUUGAUGAUGAAGAUGUGGUUGAAGUAUCACCAAGCAAUACUAAAUCUCCUGCAAAUGGCAAUAAUAACAAAUCAAAUCCAAGAUCAAAAAGACCAGUUCCUAUACGGCCAUCACCCUCUUUACCAGUCUUAGUACCCAAGCCUACUGUAUCGCCAAGUCCACAAGCGCAACCAAUACUGAAUGGUAAAGGGGUAGUAGCAAUUGAUCAGAUUAAGAAGUUUCAAACAAAUUUUCAAAUAGCCGCAUCACCACAACCUUCACCAGCACCAGUAUCAAAUCCAGCUAGUAAACCUCCAAAUUUAAGUAAGACAUCAAUCAAUUCCAUCAUAAACAUUGAUGAUGAACCAGAAAUCAUUGCAGUUGAAAACAAUAAGACUCCAACUCCAUCUCCAUCAGGUCCACCACCUGCUGCAACUGCAGCUCCAAAACGUAAAAGAGCUCCACCCAAAAAGAAGGAACCUGGAGCUGAACCUGUUAAAAGACGUAAACCAGGUGAAGGUGCUGCAGGGAAUAGGAAAACUCCAGAUCCAAGUGCCAAUAAGGAAGAAGUUAAAAUUACCCCACCAAAAUUAGUUGUUCAUUCUGGAAUGACAACUGAAAAUGUCAAAACUGGUAGUAUUACAUUACCUGCUGCUGAAGUGAUAACAAUAGGCAGUGAGAAGAAAGCUGAAGAGUCUGCUAAAACUGAGACUACCCCAGCGACUACUGAUAAAAAGAAGGAAGAAACCAUUGAAAAGGAAAAGGAGAAAGAAAAGGAGAAAGAGAAGGAGGAAGAAAAGGAAAAGCCUGAUCUUCCUAUAAUAGCGUUAAAUAUUCCUUUGAUAGAUCCUAAAAAUCCUAAACCAGGUCAAGCUGAAGUUGUCAUCAAUGUGUUAGCUUUAGCUGAAGAAAAAUAUGGAUUCAAAGUUAUACAUCCAAAUGCUAAAUCGGUGAUAGAUAAUAUGGAUGAGAUAUUAGUUGAUGAUGAUGAAGAUGGAGAAGAAGAGGAUGAAGAAGAUGACGAUGAAGAAAAAGAACGAGAAAGAGAAGCUGCUGCUAAAAAGAGAAAGGAGGAAGAAGAAUUGACAGAAGAACAAAAAGUAAGACGUCAUGAAGCUAGAAUCGCUAGAAAAGUGGGUAAAUAUGAUUAUGAAGAUCCAUUUAUUGAUGAUCAAGAAUUACAAAUGGAAGAUGAAAUUGCUACUACAAAAGAAGGAUUCUUUGUUUAUUGGGGUCCAUUAGUUGAUGAUAGGAGUUUAACGGGAAAUAAUGCAAAGAAAGGUUCUUCAAAGAGCAAAAAGUAAACACAGUACAACAUAUUUUUUUUAAAAUAAAACCAUAAUAU